AUGUCAGAUGGUCACGCAUCGGUAAGCUGGUCUUCUCUACCACGAAAAGACCAGCUAUUCCUACUUUUCAUGAUACGAUUCAGUGAACCAGUCGUCAGGGUUUCUAUCGGAGCGUACAUCUACUACCAACUUAAAUCACUUGAUCCAUCAUUAUCCAGUGCUGAAGUGAUUACACAAUCCGCAUAUCUUCAGACGGCUUAUACUAUUGCGCAAGCUAUCUCAUCUUUGCUAUGGGGCGUGGUAUCGGAUUCUCCCAGAGGGGGAAGGAAGCUAGUUGUGCUAACGAGUUUGUCUGGAUCAUUCAUAAGUUGUGCGCUGUUUGGUUUCAUCACUAGCUUCAAGCAGGCCGUCUUCCUUCGAGUUUUUGAGGGGAUAACCAAUGGGAAUGUCGCUAUGGUGAGAACGAUGGUCUCCGAAGUUGUUCAGGAGAAACGUUUCCAAGCCAGGGCUUUUGCACUAUUACCAAUUGCUACUCGAAUGGCCAUAAUUAUCAGCCCACUCGUGGCAGGUUGGACUGUUCAGCUUGAAACAACAGGCCAAGACGACAGUUUUGUGAGGAGACACCCAUAUGCACUGCCUGCCUUACUGAACGCCGGCUUCUUGCUUCUUCUCCUAAUUGCUGCAUUUCUGUUUCUUGAAGAGACUGACGAAGGGCAGACAUCAAAAUCUCUAAGAGGUCGAUUCGACCCUGGAAUCGCUUUCUCCAAGAACUUGCUGUCAAUAUUCCGCUUGGUUCCAUUCAGAAAGGCAGAUGACGCUCAGUACUCACGUAUAAACUCAGAAGAAGAGGAUGGAGAAGAGAUGGGUUUCUUGAAGGAGACUGACGGGAAUGAUCACUCUGGCGCUUCCACACCCCCAGGGGUUCCCGUUACACCAAGUGAAAAGAACUUGAAGCUCCCUACACGUCGCAUUUUCACCACUAACAUGCUCCUGGUUCUAUUGGCAACUCUUCUUUAUGAACUCCAUCUUAACAGCGUCAGCGUUGCCAUGGCCAAUAUGCUAGUCGAUCCGGUUUCCACCAAAGAAGCCGAACUGUCAAGAGUUCUGCCAUUCCGCUUCGGGGGCGGCGCCGGAUUUAGGCCGAAGUCUCUUGCCUGGUACUCAACUGUGUUUGGUAAGAUCUUAAAUACCUCACUUUGUUCAUUGAUAAUGUGA
This is a messenger RNA of Colletotrichum lupini, 1155 nucleotides long. Its product is annotated as major facilitator superfamily transporter. The transcript is spliced from 4 exons. The record is from RefSeq and is a predicted model, not a curated record. Gene Ontology annotation, biological process: transmembrane transport. NCBI's taxonomy places the organism in Eukaryota, Fungi, Ascomycota, Sordariomycetes, Glomerellales, Glomerellaceae. Gene Ontology annotation, molecular function: transmembrane transporter activity. Bases 1 to 1155 code for a protein of 384 amino acids.